Daphnia carinata is the source of this 478-nucleotide messenger RNA. RefSeq names its product cuticle protein 19-like. The record is from RefSeq and is a predicted model, not a curated record. Gene Ontology annotation, cellular component: extracellular matrix. The transcript has 3 exons. The coding region runs from base 26 to 478 and encodes 150 amino acids. NCBI's taxonomy places the organism in Eukaryota, Metazoa, Arthropoda, Branchiopoda, Diplostraca, Daphniidae.
UCAAUCGCUCUAUCAACUUCUCAACAUGCAGUUCUUCGUACUCGCCGCCUUGAUCGCUGUUGCCGCAGCCAAUCCCGUUUACCCAAGCCAAACUUAUCCGACUUCAUCUUACAAUAGGCCAUCGUACUCAGGUUCAACUUACGACGCCAGGGAAUACGUAAGUCCAAAUCCACACGCUUUCAAGUGGGCCGUCAAUGAUGGUUAUGGCAGCGACUACUCCCACUCUGAGAGCAGCGAUGGCCAAGUAACCACCGGCACUUACCACGUUCAACUGCCUGAUGGUCGCACUCAAAUCGUCAACUACAAAGCUGAUAGCUACGGAUACAAUGCUGAUGUCAAGUACGAAGGUGAAGCCAAGUACCCCACUUACUCCGGACGUUCUUACUCCGCACCAGCUUACUCUGCACCAGCCUACUCCGCACCAGCUUACUCCGCACCAGCUUACUCCGCCCCAGCUUACUCCUCACCAGCUUACUAA